ACAAUGCGAGCAGGUACCAUUCCUUCAACGUGCAUAAAAGAAGUAGUUAACUAGUUAGAGCGAAGACCAAAGCUGCGCGCCAGCUACCAAACUCUCUCUAAGGGCGGCGUUAACAACAACAGAAGCAAUGUCGAUCGCCGCCGCCGGCUUCCUCUCCACGCCGCGAUCUCCCUCUCCUCCUCUCCCCAGGCUCCUCACUCACCGCGCCGCCAUUUUCGCCUCCGUGCCGGCCACCGUCGCUCGUCCGGCUUCCAUUUCGGCCUCUUUGAAUCGCUCGCUGAGCCCUAGCCGCCGUACUUUUCUGCUGCUUCCAUUCGCUGCUGGCGGCGGCGACGACGGAGGCGUCAACGGCGGGAACUUCUCCGGCGGAGGCGGCGGAGAUGGAGACGCGGAGGGCGGCGAUCAGAGCAGCAAUAAUAAGAAGGAGGCGUUAAUGGUGUUGGCGGAGGCGGGGAGAUCGCUCGAGAGCUUGCCUAAGGACUUGAAGGCGGCGAUCGAGAACGGAAGGAUUCCGGGAUCGAUAGUUCUGAGGUUCCUGGAGCUCGAGAAAUCGGCUUGGCUUAAGUGGCUGCUCGGCUUCGGAGGUUUCAAGGAGCGGCUCUUAGCCGACGAUCUCUUCCUCGCUAAGGUGGCAAUGGAAUGCGGCGUCGGAAUCUUUACCAAGACUGCUGCUGAGUAUGAACGCCGCAGGGAAAACUUCUUCAAUGAGCUGGAAAUUGUUUUUGCAGAUGUGGUAAUGGCCAUAAUUGCAGAUUUUAUGCUUGUCUAUCUUCCUGCUCCUACUGUAUCUCUCCGACCACCUAUUGCACUUAAUGCUGGUCGUCUUGCUAAGUUCUUCUACAACUGUCCAGAAAAUGCAUUCCAGGUUGCUCUGCCUGGAAUAUCAUAUUCAUUGUUACAGAGAUUAGGUGCUAUAGCGCGAAAUGGGGCAAAGCUCUUUGCAGUUGGCACCACUUCUUCUUUGGUUGGUACCCUUGUGACAAAUGCAGUGAUAAAUGCACGGAAAACUGUUGAUAAGUCCUCGGCAGAGGGGGUUGAGAACGUACCCGUAUUAUCGACUAGUUUUGCAUAUGGUGUCUACAUGGCAGUCUCUAGCAACCUUCGGUACCAAGUGUUGGCGGGGAUUAUUGAACAGCGGAUGCUAGAGCCUCUGCUGCACCAACACAAGUUGGUUCUGAGCGCGCUGUGCUUUGCUGUUCGGACAGGCAACACCUUCUUGGGUUCAUUAUUGUGGGUCGAUUACGCACGCUGGAUAGGGAUUCAAAAGGCGGAAGAAACCGAAAGCUAGAGUGAGUUCUCAGGUGAAACGUUUUAGUUCUUCCAUUAAUGGAUGUCUGGUAAUUAGUUGACAUUACAUUACAGAAACUUAGGUCUCUGGAGAUUGAUUGUUAAAUACUUAAAUGUUAAAUUUGCAGUUCAUAAGUGGCAUACUUAGGAAUCCUGUAUUAGAAUAACUUUUUUAUGAUUGUUUUGGGAUCAAAAUUCAAACUUUUUCAAAUUUCUUCCUUUUUCAAAUGGAUUAUACCCCAAUCCCGAGAA
Molecule: messenger RNA, 1539 nt
Organism: Ipomoea nil (Japanese morning glory)
Lineage: Eukaryota; Viridiplantae; Streptophyta; Magnoliopsida; Solanales; Convolvulaceae
Product: protein RETICULATA-RELATED 4, chloroplastic-like
Exons: 8
Coding region: 128-1288 (386 amino acids)
Source: RefSeq, a predicted model, not a curated record